AUGCCUCACGCGACAGAUACCGAGUACCACCACAUUGAGGUGAAGCAGCUCGGGCCAACGUUUGCAGCUGAGGUCUCUGGUGUGGAUUUCUCGAAGCCAGUCGAGAAGGACGUCUUUGAUGAAAUCCGUCGAGCCAUCGUUGACUAUGGCGUGCUUGUUUUCCGCAAAGCCGGUCUCGAUGAUGCACGACAUGUUGCCUUCGCCGCCCUCUUCGGUGAACUAGACGACGUCAAGCCAUACCUGACUUUAGGUCGCAAGAAUAGAUUUCCUUUCGACGAGCUGUUUGAUGUCUCUAAUCAAGAGGACGACGGUUCGCUCGUCAAAAUAGGAACUCAACGCCAUCACAUGGGCCUGGGUAACUCGAUAUUUCAUGUGGACUCAAGCUUCAAUCCACGAAGGGCCGGCUACAGCCUGCUUCGCGCCCACCAACUUCCUCCCCGGGGCCACGGCGGCAACACCGACUUUGCCGACACCCGAACCGCCUUUGACGAACUGCCCGAGGAUCUGCGCAAAGACCUGCUCGAGAACGAGUACAUCGGCGCUCACAGCCUGAUGCACUCUCGGAAGAAGGCCGCUCCCAAGGACAGCCCCUGGCUCAAGGACGUCAACCCGGAAGAUUUCCCCUUUGGACGCCACGAUGUGGUCCAAACGCACCGGCCCAGCGGUCGCCAGAAUCUCUACAUCGCCAACCACAUGCACCACCUGGAGUACAGGAAGCCGAAGUCCGCCGACUUUGUGCCCACCCCUAGCCAGCCGUUCGAACGGGUCCCCGAGCCUCAGGGGACCGAACUUAUCGAAAGACUGCUCGCCCACGCAGCGCAGUCCAGGUAUGUCGUCAGCGUCGAGUGGGAGAACGAGGGCGACCUGGUCGUCUGGGACAAUACCUGCGUCAUGCACAAGGCGGGCGAGGGAACCUUUAUGGAGAAAUAUGCCCGCGACAUGAGGAGGUGCACGGUGCACGAUGGCAGUGUGGAUGCUUGGGGACACAAUGAGAGGACGACCAAGAGAAUGGGUCUGCCAUGA
Messenger RNA from Fonsecaea multimorphosa CBS 102226, 1023 nucleotides. RefSeq lists its product as uncharacterized. Gene Ontology annotation, molecular function: oxidoreductase activity. The coding region runs from base 1 to 1023 and encodes 340 amino acids. The record is from RefSeq and is a predicted model, not a curated record. The transcript is spliced from 3 exons. NCBI's taxonomy places the organism in Eukaryota, Fungi, Ascomycota, Eurotiomycetes, Chaetothyriales, Herpotrichiellaceae.